AUGGCAUCCGACCUUACUCCCCAGGUUUUGGAGUGUCUCGCCUCAACGGACGAGCCACAAUUGUCGAGUCAUGUCUUCCCAUCAGCUCCAGCGCAGAGCGUCAAGGCUGCUUUAGACCGUCUCACCGCGAGAGACAUGGUGCUCCAGGAGACUAUAGAAACUGAGGAAGUGUAUUUACUGCCUGAAGCCGAAGGUAUCGUUGCCAAUGGCAGUCAUGAAGCUAGGGUUUUCGAGGCAGUCAGUGCCGCGAUGGAGGGGUUAAAAAUCACCGAUUUGCCAGAUAUCGUUGGAAAGGAGAUCGCCAAAGUCGGAACUGGAAACGCGUUUAAAAAGGGGUGGAUUAAGAAGGACAAAGACACAUUGAGGGCGGCCACGGAUUCGAUAGAAGACACGUCCCGCGACCAGCUCGCUAUUAUCCAGAAGACGAAGACACACCCAGACGCCAAAAUUCUCGCCGAGCUGCGAAAGCGGAAGCUCAUCAAUACCCAUAAAGUUUUCGUAUAUAAGUUUUGGAAGGGACCCAAGUAUGCCAGAGAAUUUGUCAAGGAAGAAACAGAUCUCACGAUGGACAUGCUUGCCGAUGGUUCCUGGAAGACGGCAAAAUUAAAGGGAUACAACUUCAACGCCAAAGGAGCCAUAACACCCUGUGGCGCCCUGCAUCCACUGAAUAAAGUCCGCCAUGAAUUUAGACAGAUCUUUUUUGAGAUGGGAUUCAAAGAAAUGCCUACUAACCGUUACGUUGAAUCUGGAUUCUGGAAUUUCGAUGCCCUAUACGUCCCUCAACAACAUCCUGCCCGUGAUCUUCAGGAUACCUUUUAUAUCUCUGACCCCGUGAAGGCGGAUAAACCGAGAGCAGACCCAGAGAACGAUAUCCAUUUGUCAACUUUUAACCAGGAUAAAAGUUCCCCUGCUUCAAGUACUGCCUCCAAACCCCCAAACUAUGAGGAAUACUGGAACAACGUUCAUGCUGCACAUGAAACCGGCUUCCGCGGUUCCAUCGGUUACCGCUAUCCUUGGAGCGAGGAGGAAUCCUUGCGCCUUGUCCUACGGACUCACACCACCGCUGUCUCCGCUUAUAUGCUUCAAAAACUAGCACAAGACCCACGUCCUGCCCGAUACUUUAGUAUCGAUAAGGUCUUCCGCAACGAAACCCUAGAUGCAACCCAUCUUGCUGAGUUCCAGCAUAUCGAAGGUGUGAUUGCGGACUUCGGUCUAUCUCUCGGGGGGUUGAUCGGGUUCAUGGAGGUUUUCUUUGGCAAGAUGGGCAUGCAUGGACUACGCUUCAAACCCGCAUACAACCCUUACACUGAACCCAGUUUGGAGAUUUUCGCCUACCAUAACGCCCUGAAGAAAUGGGUCGAGAUUGGAAAUAGCGGUAUGUUCAGACCGGAAAUGUUGGAACCAAUGGGCAUUCCUAGCAACAUGCAGGUUUACGGCUGGGGAUUGAGUUUGGAGCGACCAACUAUGAUCAAGUGA
This is a messenger RNA of Arthroderma uncinatum, 1476 nucleotides long. Its product is annotated as phenylalanyl-tRNA synthetase alpha chain. Gene Ontology annotation, biological process: phenylalanyl-tRNA aminoacylation. Gene Ontology annotation, molecular function: tRNA binding; phenylalanine-tRNA ligase activity; ATP binding. The transcript has a single exon. Gene Ontology annotation, cellular component: phenylalanine-tRNA ligase complex; cytosol; cytoplasm. NCBI's taxonomy places the organism in Eukaryota, Fungi, Ascomycota, Eurotiomycetes, Onygenales, Arthrodermataceae. Bases 1 to 1476 code for a protein of 491 amino acids. The record is from RefSeq and is a predicted model, not a curated record.